CAUAGACAUCAUGGAAGAUUUUAAAGAUCUAACAGAAAGUUUUAUUCAAGACAUGAUUGUGAAUUGUGGCUCUCAUAUUCCAAUUUCUUAUGUAUAUAGUUAUAUAAAAUCGAAAAAGAGUGAUAUUUCUUUUCAAAAUUAUUAUUUAAAAGAGUUGAUUAAGAAGAGGACAAGAACAAGAUUUUCCUACAAGGAUUACGGAAUUAUAUUCUGCUUGCUGUGUAAUGGAGCACAACCUUUUUCAACAUGUGAAUUAGACGACGAAAUAACAAUUUAUGAGAGAGUUCUACAGAUCAAUGAUGUAUAUUUGAUUGAACUAUUCAAAUGUUUCAUUAAUCCUCAAGACGUUCCAUGUGAGAAGUCUCUGAAAUUAAUUUUAAAUAAUUUCGUUGAUGAUGAAGAUUCCUUUUUGCGUCGACACACACCCUUGCACAUGGCAGCCACAUUGCCAAAUGCGAACGUAACAAUCACUCUUUUGAACAAGAAAUUAUGUUGUGAGGAGAAAACCACAAACGAGGAAACACCGAUAUUCUUUGCUGUGAAAAACAACCAGAUGGAACAAGUGAAAACCCUUCUGAAAUACGGAGCCGCAACCUCAGAGCGAGGGACAUAA
Messenger RNA from Harmonia axyridis, 613 nucleotides. RefSeq lists its product as uncharacterized. Bases 11 to 613 code for a protein of 200 amino acids. The transcript is spliced from 2 exons. NCBI's taxonomy places the organism in Eukaryota, Metazoa, Arthropoda, Insecta, Coleoptera, Coccinellidae. Gene Ontology annotation, molecular function: protein binding. The record is from RefSeq and is a predicted model, not a curated record.